This is a messenger RNA of Racocetra fulgida, 499 nucleotides long. Lineage: Eukaryota; Fungi; Glomeromycota; Glomeromycetes; Diversisporales; Gigasporaceae. The record is from the annotation of a GenBank genome assembly.
CCAACUAUAGAAGAUGAUAGAGUUAGAUAUAAUGUUAUUCUUAAAUCUAAAUCAGAUUGGGAUAAACAUUAUGAAUGGUUAAAGAAUAAUCUCGGUAGAACUAUUGGAAAGUCAACACAAAGCAUUUUAUCGAUUACAAAUAAAAAUUAUGUGAAGGAUUUUUCUGUUGAUGCUUUUUACGGAUACACUGCCUGGUUUACUCAAGAAUUUGCUAGUAAAAAAUUAAAGCAGAGAGAUGAAGUCGCCGUUGUGGAAAAAGAUUUUAUAAUGAAAACUAAUUAUGUGGUUCCACGUGAUGUCCAGAACACAAUAAUCCCAAAUCGAAAUUUGGAUCGUAUAGAUCAAGCAGAUUCUGUUUUAGAUGGAGAAUAUGAAUUUCCUGAUACAGCAGUUGUGUCAGCAGUUUUUUUAUCUGUAUUUGAUAUUAGUGCACUGUCAGGAACCUCUCAAGCAGCACCAUUUGUUGCUGGUACACUUGCUCUUAUUAUUGCUAACGAUG